This is a messenger RNA of Choloepus didactylus (southern two-toed sloth), 864 nucleotides long. Its product is annotated as ret finger protein-like 4A. The record is from RefSeq and is a predicted model, not a curated record. NCBI's taxonomy places the organism in Eukaryota, Metazoa, Chordata, Mammalia, Pilosa, Megalonychidae. Bases 7 to 864 code for a protein of 285 amino acids. Gene Ontology annotation, molecular function: protein binding. The transcript is spliced from 2 exons.
GUGGCCAUGGCUGAACACUUUAAAGAAGCAGGUAGAUGUCCUAUCUGCAUGACUUAUCUUGAAAAACCAAUAUACUUAAAAUGUGGAUAUGUCUGCUGCCUGCACUGCCUCAAUUCAUUGCAGAAGGAGCCCAAUGGGGAGGGUUUAUUGUGUCCCUCCUGCCCUAUUGUCUCUCAGAAGGAUGACAUCAGGCCCAAUUGCCAGCUGGGGGCCCUGGUUUUCAAGGUCAAGAAACUGGAACCCCACCUGAAAACUAUCCUACAGAUGAACUCAAGGAUGCUGAAGUUCCAAGUAGAUAUGACCUUGGAUGUUGACUCAGCCAAUAACCUCCUAAUCCUUUCUGAUGAUCUAAGGAGUGUCCGAUGUGGACUUAUAAAACAAAAUCGUAAGGAGUGUGCUGAGAGAUUCAACCACGCAAUCUGUGUUCUGGGCUCCUCUCGGUUCACUUCUGGUCGCCAUUACUGGAAGGUGGAUGUAGGAACAAGCAAAGAAUGGGAUCUGGGUGUUUGCAAAGAUUCUGUUCACCGACAGGGAACCAUUCCACGGUCUUCAGAUCAUGGCUUCUGGACUCUGGGUUUGAGAGAUGGAAAAGUUUUCUCAGCCAGCACUAAGCCACAGACUGCAGUCUGGGUGAAUCCCUGGUUACACCAAGUGGGGAUUUUCCUGGAUAUGGAUAUUGGAAACAUUUCUUUUUGUGACAUUACUGAUGGAUCCCAUAUCUUCACAUUCACCAAAAUUUCAGCUUCCAAGCCACUGCGUCCAUUUUUUUCUCCUUCAAUUUCAAGCAAUGGAGAUCAAGGCUCUCUGACUAUUUGUCCUGCAAUGAAUCCACACAUUCCAUUCCUCCAGCAUAACCCCAAAUAG